Drepanopeziza brunnea f. sp. 'multigermtubi' MB_m1 is the source of this 2709-nucleotide messenger RNA. RefSeq lists its product as uncharacterized. Gene Ontology annotation, molecular function: ATP binding; ribonucleoside-diphosphate reductase activity, thioredoxin disulfide as acceptor. Gene Ontology annotation, biological process: deoxyribonucleotide biosynthetic process; DNA replication. The record is from RefSeq and is a predicted model, not a curated record. Gene Ontology annotation, cellular component: ribonucleoside-diphosphate reductase complex. NCBI's taxonomy places the organism in Eukaryota, Fungi, Ascomycota, Leotiomycetes, Helotiales, Drepanopezizaceae.
AUGUUCGUGUUCAAGCGAGACGGUCGCAAGGAGCGUGUUCAAUUCGACAAGAUUACAGCCCGUGUUUCUCGAUUGUGUUAUGGACUUGAUGCCGAACAUGUUGACGCCGCAGCUAUCACCCAGAAGGUCAUCUCUGGUGUCUACCAAGGCGUCACUACUAUUGAACUCGACAAUCUGGCCGCAGAGACUGCUGCGUACAUGACAGUCACUCACCCCGACUAUGCCAUCCUUGCUGCACGAAUUGCAGUAUCCAAUCUCCACAAGCAGACGAAGAAGCAGUUCUCGACUGUUAUCUCAGACCUCUAUCACUAUGUCAACCCGCGGAACAAGAGUGCAUCUCCUAUGAUCAGCCAAGCUACAUACGAGUGUGUCAUGAAGCACGAGGCCGAGCUCAACUCUGCCAUCGUCUACGAUCGGGAUUUCAACUACCAAUACUUCGGAUUCAAGACUCUCGAGAGAUCUUACCUACUCCGCCUCGAUGGCAAGAUUGCUGAGCGUCCACAACAUAUGAUCAUGCGAGUGGCGGUCGGAAUCCACGGAAAUGAUAUCGAGAGUGCCAUAGAGACAUACAACUUGAUGUCUAGCAAAUACUUCACUCACGCCUCCCCCACUCUCUUUGCUGCCGGUACCCCGCAGGCACAACUCUCAUCCUGCUUCCUCAUCGACAUGAAGGAGGAUAGUAUUGACGGCAUCUAUGAUACCCUCAAGACUUGCGCCAUGAUCUCAAAGAAUGCUGGAGGAAUCGGUCUCAAUGUCCACAGAAUCCGUGCCACGGGUGCUUACAUUGCGGGUACGAACGGAAACUCCAAUGGCAUCGUUCCUAUGCUCCGAGUAUUCAACAACACUGCUAGAUACGUUGACCAAGGUGGAAACAAGCGACCUGGUGCCUUUGCCAUCUACCUGGAACCAUGGCACGCCGAUGUUUUCGAAUUCCUUGAUCUCCGAAAGAACCACGGCAAAGAAGAAGUCCGCGCCCGCGAUCUCUUCUACGCUCUGUGGAUUCCAGAUCUCUUCAUGAAGCGUGUCGAGAAGAAUGGAGAGUGGACAUUGAUGUGCCCCAACGAAUGCCCUGGACUUGCUGAUGUCUACGGCGAAGAAUUCGAGGCUCUCUAUGAGCAGUACGAGAAAGAAGGCAAGGGACGUAAGACCAUCAAGGCACAAAAGCUCUGGUACUCCAUCCUCGAAGCCCAGACCGAGACGGGAAACCCUUUCAUGCUGUACAAGGAUGCAUGCAACAGAAAAAGUAAUCAGAAGAACUUGGGUACUAUUCGCAGCUCCAACCUCUGCACGGAGAUUGUCGAGUACUGUGCUCCAGAUGAAGUGGCUGUCUGCAACUUGGCAUCUCUUGCUCUCCCAACCUAUGUCGACCAAGUCAGCGGAAGCUACAACUUUCAGAAGCUGCACGAGGUCUGCCAAGUCGUUGUCAAGAAUUUGAACAAGAUUAUCGACAUCAACUACUACCCAGUUCCCGAGGCACGAAAGAGCAACUUCCGCCACAGACCUAUUGCAGUUGGCGUCCAAGGUCUUGCUGAUGUGUUCCUCGCUCUCCGUCUUCCCUUCGAGUCUCCUGAGGCCAAACAACUCAACCUCCAAAUCUUCGAGACCAUAUACCACGCCGCCUUGACGGGAUCUGUCGAACUGGCGAAGCUGCAUGGUACAUACGAGACAUACGAGGGCUCUCCAGCAUCAAAGGGAGAGCUUCAAUAUGAUAUGUGGAAUGUCACCCCUACAGAUCUAUGGGAUUGGGACUCUCUCAAGCAACAGAUCAAGCAACACGGUCUCCGCAAUAGUCUGCUUGUCGCCCCUAUGCCAACUGCCAGCACCAGUCAGAUUCUCGGCUUCAAUGAGUGCUUCGAGCCCUACACGUCCAACAUCUACUCUCGUCGUGUCUUGGCUGGUGAAUUUCAAGUCGUCAACCCGUGGCUCUUGAAGGAUCUUGUCGAUAUGGGACUCUGGUCAGACAACAUGAAGAACCGUAUUAUUGCUGAUGGAGGAUCUGUCCAGAACAUCCCUAACAUCCCAGCUGAUAUCAAGGCUCUUUAUAAGACUGUUUGGGAGAUCUCGCAGCGUACUAUCGUUCAGAUGGCUGCCGACCGUGGUGCUUACAUUGAUCAGUCACAAUCGAUGAACAUUCACAUGAAGGAUCCAACCAUGGGCAAGAUCACCAGUAUGCAUUUUGCGGGCUGGAAAUUGGGCCUCAAGACCGGCAUGUACUACCUCCGCACAAUGGCUGCUUCAGCUCCUAUCCAGUUCACUGUCGACCAAGAAGCUCUUCUCGUUGCUGAUACCAACGUUGCCCGUGAGCGACUGAGCAAAAAACGACCUUCCACUGGAUUCAUCACGCAAUCCCCCGGUCCUCAGCCAAUGUAUCGCAAGACCGCUCCCAGCAGUGCCCCAAAUGGAGUUCCGACGCCGAUGACAACCCCUCCGACAGCGUCUGAGAACAAGAAAUUCACACCUGCUGCUGUCCUCAAGACUCCUGCCUUCAAAGCAGAUAUACCCGAAGGUGAUAGCCCCAAGUCGCUAGCUACUGAGCCUGCAGCUGCACCCCCAAAGCAGGAGGAACUACCCGAGCCUGCUGUCCCAAUCAAGAAACAAGACGAGGAUCUCAAGGAGGAGAGUGCUGGUAGAGAGAAUGACAUCUAUGCCGAGGCUGCUUUGCAGUGCAGUAUCGAUAACAGAGAUGAGUGCUUGAUGUGUAGUGGUUAG